Messenger RNA from Rhipicephalus microplus (southern cattle tick), 957 nucleotides. RefSeq lists its product as uncharacterized. Lineage: Eukaryota; Metazoa; Arthropoda; Arachnida; Ixodida; Ixodidae. The record is from RefSeq and is a predicted model, not a curated record.
AGAAAGAUGCGACCCGAGCUCAGUGACGCAGUGCUACAUGAUGUACAUGACCGUGUUAUGGGCGGAGGAGUAUAGGCUUACGCACGAGUAUGACGAAGAGCAGCUCAAGAGAAGUUGCAGCGCCAUCGAGGAAAAGUUACCGUGCCAUCGAUAUUUGGUGAAUUGCUCGGAAGCAGUGACUGGUGACCACAGUAUUGAAGAGAGGGGAUACGAGGCACUGCGCAACAUUAUGUGCGACGUUAAGAAGCUGAAAGAAACUUAUAUCGCUGCCAAGUGCGUAAACGAGGAGAAGAUAAUGGAAUGCACAAGACAGUUGAUGCCGACGUCCAAUCCACAGGAUGCCGAGGAGCCAUCAGACUUGACCUCUCGCUGCAACAUAAACCCCGCCGAGGUUGACUGUUUCGACCAGGCAUUCAACUCGUCCUGCACCCUGUCGAUGACGACGGCCAAGGCAGUGAUGACCAGGGUGGGGCAUGCCGCAGUCCUGCUCAGAGGAUGCGAGUCUUCUGCAAACGCAGUCGUGGUUUCCAGAAGUUUUCUGGUUUUGCUGGUUGUUCCCAUUGUUCUUAGUUGGUUGAGAACAUGACCAGCGUACUAGAAAAAAGGAAUUGGGCCGAAUUUGGCGUAUGCCUUACACAUGGCUACGCUUAUAUUUAUGGACCUUCACUUUUACAGGGCUGCAGAAGGGUGGGUUAUACCAUCGCAACCCGGAUUCUCAGUCAGCCCGCUUGUACUUCAGCAAGUACAUUGCACGGUGUAUUUAAUUAACUCAAAACGGUGUGUUUGCGAAUGCCUUCAUUAGGUCGAAAUUAAAGCUGUGUUAAACGAGUUUUCAUGAAGCGCGUCAUGUCACUGGGAACGGAUGCCUGUAAGACAUACGACAAUAUUCACGACAACACAACGGCAGUUCUUGUUCUUUGUGCUAUGGGCUGUUUUUGUAGGUGUACGUAAUAUGUC